AUGUUGCCUUCAAUAAUCUACCCAACUAUCUCUCUUUCCAAUUCCACCGUCUUCAAUGGAGGAUAUUCACCAAGAUCCUUUUCCUCCACUACACGGCCCGUCGCCACCACCAACCGCCUCUGUGGACUUUCCGCCACACUUCCGAUGCCCAAUUUCCAUGGAGCUCAUGCAAGAUCCCGUCACGAUAUCCACCGGAGUUUCCUUUGAAAGAGCCAAUAUUGAGAAGUGGUUCUUCACUUACAAUAAGAAAACUUGCCCUGCAACCAUGCAAACUAUUGUCAACUUUGAUAUCACACCAAAUUAUACACUCAAAAGGCUCAUACUUUCUUGGAAAAUGAAAGAGUCUUGCUCCUCCACGUCGUUGUUGCCAUCCUCGUCGAUGGAGUAUCAUGAUGUUGUGGCUGAUCUCUUGAAGAACAUCGAGUCGUCACCGUUCAAGGCGAGUUCUUUGAAGAAACUACGAUUGCUCAUGGCGGUGGAUGAUGUAGCUGCUGUCGGAGCGAAACCCGUCUUUGUUCGAGUAAAUGGGUUUGAAAUUCUUGUCCGAAUAGUAACGCAAGUCGCCAUUUGUGAGUGCUCCGAUUUUGCUAAUUUUGAAGCUUGCGAGGAGGCUUUAGGGGUAUUAUCUCAAUUUCCGUUUUCCAAAACCGAGAAGCCAUUUGAGUUGCUAUCGGAACCGGAAGCCAUCAAAUCAAUGGCGAUUAUCUUACAAAGAGGAAGCAUAGAAGGAAGAUUUUACGCCAUGGAAAUGCUCCAACAAAUAUCCAAAAAGGGCUACGAUUGGAACUCUCUAACGAAACAUCAAAUCAUCGACUUAUUUAAAUCAAUAUUGGAGCUUGCAUCGGAUGAGAUAAUCAAGAAAGCAAGUGCAAUCAAGACAAUGGAUUCCUCGACAAUUACACAAUGUCGAUAUGGGACAUUGUUCUCAUCUGCCCUAGAGCUUUUAAUAGAAAUCAUGGAAUCAUCGAAAAAAAGUCGUCUUUUAUCAAUUGAGGCUGGCGCUGUUUGCGUCAUGAUCGAUCUUCUUCCGGACUCGAACCGAUCGAAGUGUGAGAAAAUUCUAUACAUACUCAAACUUCUAAGUGAGUGUGCAGAGGGAAGGUCAGCCAUGGGGGAACAUACUAUGGGAAUAGCAACAGUGACAAAGAAAAUGAGUAUAUCAAACACAGCUACAAAAAUUGGGAUGAAAAUAUUGUGGUAUAUUUGUAGUUAUCAUCCAAGUGAGAGGGUUUUAGAAGAAAUGAUGGGGUGUGGGACAGUGAAGAAGCUUUUAGGGAUCUUGAAUGGUGAUGGAAGUUCUUCAACCAAGGAGAAGGCCAUGAAGGUUAUGAAGCUUCAUGGGAGUUUUUGGAGGAGAUUUCCUUGUUUUCCUUAUGAGUAUAGGGAUUAUUUGAAGUUGAUAAAUCAAUAGAAUAUAUACUGAAAUGAAUGAAAAUUGGAAUUUGGAGUUUUUCAAAGUUAUAAAA
Messenger RNA from Cucumis melo (muskmelon), 1466 nucleotides. Its product is annotated as E3 ubiquitin-protein ligase PUB23-like. Gene Ontology annotation, molecular function: ubiquitin protein ligase activity. Lineage: Eukaryota; Viridiplantae; Streptophyta; Magnoliopsida; Cucurbitales; Cucurbitaceae. The transcript has 3 exons. Bases 56 to 1411 code for a protein of 451 amino acids. The record is from RefSeq and is a predicted model, not a curated record. Gene Ontology annotation, biological process: protein ubiquitination.